This is a messenger RNA of Dibothriocephalus latus, 267 nucleotides long. Lineage: Eukaryota; Metazoa; Platyhelminthes; Cestoda; Diphyllobothriidea; Diphyllobothriidae. The record is from the annotation of a GenBank genome assembly.
AUGCGCCCGCAGCCCUGCUUAGCCUUGGUUCCCUAUACGCCUCGUAUACCCCUACCGGGAUUAGCCACGAAGAAACCGGCUCCCCAGACGGAGGAGGAGGUGGAUAAAGAUGAAGAGGACAGUGAUAAAGAUGCCACAAUGGAUGCGUCUGGCCCUCCACCGACCUGCCCUACUUCUCCGCUUCUCCUGUCCUGGCCUUCUCCUUCGUUUUCACCUCCCUCCGGACUGGAGUUCAUUGAUGAAAGAAAUCGAACGAAGAAAGAAUAG